AUGCACGAAAUAAUCACUGUCCAGCUUGGACAGCAAAGCAACUACUUAGCCACCCAUUUCUGGAACGCCCAGGAAUCAUACUUCACCUACUCGGGCGAUCAAGAGCCCCUGGUGGAUCAUGACGUUCUCUGGAGGGCUGGCCUUGGAGCCGAUGGUUCCGAGACGUUCAUGCCUCGGACUGUCGUGUAUGACUUGAAGGGCGGGUUUGGCUCCUUGCGGAAGAUCAACGCCCUCUACGAAGUCGAAGACAAGGGGUCGGACCAAGCACUUUGGCACCAACCAGUUGUGGUCCAGAAACAAGAGCCCAUCCCUCAGAGUGCUUACCAACAGAGCCUCGAUGCCGGAUUGGAGCCUCCUGAGCUCACUACUAGUACGGUUAGGUACUGGUCUGACUUUAACCGUGUCUUCUUCCAUCCCCGGUCGAUUAUCCAGCUGAAUGACUACGAGCUGAACUCGAGCCUGGUGCCCUUUGAGAAAUGGGCUACGGGGCAAGAACUCUUCAGCACCUUGGACAAGGAGCACGAUCUUGUCGAUCGAGAUCUACGCCCCUUUAUUGAGGAAGCCGACCAUAUGCAGGGUAUUCAGCUCAUGGCGACCCUCGAUGACGCCUGGGGCGGCUUCGCCUCCGACUACAUCGAGCGCCUGAGGGACGAGUACGGAAAGACUGCCAUCUGGGUCUGGGUCCUUCAGGACUCGUUCCAUGGUAUCCCGAGGGACAAACGCCUCGUUCGACUCGCUAACAAAGCCAAGUCUCUUACGGAACUGUAUAAGAAUGCUUCUAUUAUAGUGCCCAUUACUUUGCCAAGGCUUCUGGGGAGCCAUGUAGCCCUGGAUCCCUCAUCACACUGGCACACGUCAGCCGUCGUUGCAGCUGCUUUAGAAUCCGCGACUCUCCCCUCCCGACUGAAAGAUAGAGAAAACCGUGAUACGCUCGGGGGGAUGGCCGACCUCCUCAACACCAUGGGGAAUCAGAGCAUUGCGAAUCUCCAGAUGAGCAUCGACCCCCAGACUACGCAAGAUUCACCGGAUGUGAGGAUGAGGGAGGCAGUCAGUGGCGAAGAUGCCGAGUCAGAGGGGCUACAUCUGGACCUAGACUUCUCGCCCUCUGACCAGCUAGAAUCCCGCCGGCCGCUGAAUGGAUUCCGAAAGCCACGCAUCUUCAGCCAACUUGUCACAAGGCGCGGCCAAGGGGUCGACGAUGAUGCUAAUGAGGACGAGGCAGCUGAAGAUGAGCGGUUCCGGCGCCGAAACCCCAACAAGCCCACCAAUCGAAGAUACAAGACUUCUCUUCCAUUCCCGCUCAUUAAUAGUUUCCCCAAGAUCUUUAAAGACGAUGAUGGCAACCCACUGAAGGGUGCGGUCGAUGUCACCACGAGCCUCACUACGGACACGGCGGUAUCAGACAGACUAAAGCUGCUUCGAACUACGGUGGCAAGGUCGAUCAGCCUUGAAGAUCGCGAAGCCCUGAGCAACGAUCUUGCGGGGAUGGCAGAGGAAUAUCAUGAGGGUUGGUCCAGUGGGAGUGACGAGGGAGUGGAUGAUUGA
This is a messenger RNA of Phialemonium atrogriseum, 1545 nucleotides long. RefSeq names its product tubulin nucleotide-binding domain-like protein. Gene Ontology annotation, cellular component: cytoplasm; mitochondrion. NCBI's taxonomy places the organism in Eukaryota, Fungi, Ascomycota, Sordariomycetes, Cephalothecales, Cephalothecaceae. The record is from RefSeq and is a predicted model, not a curated record. The transcript is spliced from 5 exons. Bases 1 to 1545 code for a protein of 514 amino acids. Gene Ontology annotation, biological process: mitochondrion organization.